UAGACAUCUCUCUUUCAUUCACAAGGUGAUCCUGAUCCUGCAGGUUUUAGAACUCAGCUGAAAAAUAAUUGCACUCAAAAAAUAAAAGAUGAGUUUGAAUUUCCGCCCUCAAGAUUACACCCAAUGGCACUCACCUUUAGAAACCGUCAGAGACUUCUUCAAUGGUAUCUUGACAACGUUGGACUGGAACAAAAGUAACGGCAAUGACAUCAUCAUGGAUAUCGGCUGUGGACCUGGUGGUACUACGAAAGAUAUCAUCCUGCCUUUCUUUUCUGAAGUGCAAAAAAUAAUCGCUCUAGAUGUAACACCUGGAAUGAUAAAUAUUGCAAAAAAGAAAAAUGCCCAUCCUCGAAUAGAAUACAUAGUAGCUGACAUUUCAGAAUGGAACACUGUUGAAUGCUGGGAAGAGAAAAUAGCGAAAAUAGUCUCCAUUCACUGUUUCCAAUGGGUAAAGUACCAGGAGAAAGCCUUUCAGAAUGCUUAUCGACUUCUCAAACCUAGCGGUGAAGCAGCCUUUUUCUUUGCAAUGGAAGCUUCUUUCUUUGACGUAAUUGAGAGACUGCAGAAUGAUCCGAAAUGGAGCCAGUAUCUGAAAGAGCGCGAUAACCGAAUCCCAGAUUCGCAUUACCGUAAAUGCGGCGCCUCUUAUUUCCAGAAGCUGUUGGAAGGAUUUGGAUUUGAAAUUCUUUAUUGUAAAGAAGAAGAAAAAAUUGAUGCCUGUUCUUCCGAUGAAACCAUUAAAAACUUUUGCUCCUCGCUUUGUGUUUUAGAGCCAUACAUUCCAGAGGAACACAAAGAAGACUUCAAGAAUGACAUAGUGCAAGAACUAGUGAAGAUAAAUGGCCGCACCGACAAUGGCCUCCCUUGUCACAAGGGCAAAAUGCUUGAGGUGAUUGUUAAGAAAAAAUGAUCUUCUAAUUCGCAAUUUUAAAUGUUUGCAACAAUAUGUUAAUCUGAGAAAUGCACUUGAAUCACCCCUUUAAAAAAAUAAGGAUCGUUUUUUUAUAUCCAGUGUAACUUUAUAUUUUUAGUGAGUAAAUUGAAUACAAUUUUAUGCUUAUUAAAAUCUACAAAAAAAAUAAAGUCUCAGGAACUA
Messenger RNA from Argiope bruennichi, 1096 nucleotides. RefSeq names its product juvenile hormone acid O-methyltransferase-like. The coding region runs from base 89 to 910 and encodes 273 amino acids. The record is from RefSeq and is a predicted model, not a curated record. The transcript is spliced from 5 exons. NCBI's taxonomy places the organism in Eukaryota, Metazoa, Arthropoda, Arachnida, Araneae, Araneidae.